Trichosporon asahii var. asahii CBS 2479 is the source of this 609-nucleotide messenger RNA. RefSeq lists its product as uncharacterized. Gene Ontology annotation, molecular function: GTPase activity; GTP binding. The record is from RefSeq and is a predicted model, not a curated record. Gene Ontology annotation, cellular component: lysosomal membrane. The transcript is spliced from 7 exons. The coding region runs from base 1 to 609 and encodes 202 amino acids. NCBI's taxonomy places the organism in Eukaryota, Fungi, Basidiomycota, Tremellomycetes, Trichosporonales, Trichosporonaceae. Gene Ontology annotation, biological process: protein transport.
AUGGCCGUCUUCGGUGGAUUCUUCGAAUGGCUUUGGUCGUUGUUUUGGAGUAAACACAUCGAGAUCACGAUCAUUGGACUUCAGGCCAGCGGAAAGACAUCGCUCGUGAACGUUAUCGGCUCCGGUCAGUGGUCUGAGGAUGUCGUUCCAACGGUCGCCUUCAACCUGCGUCAAGUCCGCAAAGGCAACGUCACGAUGAAGAUUUGGGAUGUUGCUCCCAAGUUCCGCGGGAUGUGGGACCGCUACUGCCGUGGUACAAACGCGAUUGUUUAUGUUGUGGACUCAGCAGACAGCCUGCCGACAGCUACUUCGGAGCUGCACUCCCUACUGUCGAUACCCGAUCUCGCUGGUGUGCCCCUACUCGUGCUUGCGAACAAGAACGACCUGCCCGGUUCGCUUCCCGUCGACGACAUCAUCAGCCGUAUGCGCCUCGCAGAAAUCCAGGGCCGUGCCGUCUCCCAACAAGACGAGGCACAACCUCGACAUCGUCCUUGCAUGGCUCACUCAGCGAGCCCAGUAGGCCAUUCGCCUAUACUCGCUCGACCGUCACCUGCGGUGCAGCUUACACGGCCUGGAACACUUGUCUCAUCCUCUCUCUCCAGGAACUGA